AUGAUGAUGGACAUUCAUUCAACAACAACAUCUCUACUCUCUGAACCAACUCAACCUUUGAGCAACAACUCGGAUCAUUCCCAACCCAUUCCAUCAAGUUCUUCACCCAAAUUCAACGACCUUUCAUCAUCCAAGAAGAAUGACCCUUCUCGCAUUCACAAAUCCUUGCAAGAGCCUCAAUCUUGGGGUGAAUUAUUAAAUUCCUAUCGAUUAGAAAAAUCAACCACUCAUGAUCUCAUUCAAAAACCUGAACCCAUCUAUCGUCAGACACGAGAUAAAAGUUACACUUGGCGACAAAAACAACGAGAAAUUAAUCCAAUUCUUCAACAAUUUAUUGAUCCCGAAAAAGAAUCAAAAUAUAAAGAACUUGAAAAUGAAUUACAAAUCAAACAAAUGAAUAGAGCCAUGGAUAAGGCUAUUUGCUUGGAAAGUCAUUUUGAUAUUGUCACGUUAAAGGAUAAACGAAGGUCAUCCUUGGACUUUGAUUUUUAUUUUAAAAGCAAACGAGUAGAAAAAGGAAAGAAAAUGAUUUCAGAUCCUUCUAUUACUAAAUUCUCAGAAAGUAAAGAAUUAAUUGACAGACAAACGAAAUUGAAGAAGUUUAAAACGCCCCCAAAGAUAUUUGAUGAUUUCUUUCUCAUUUACAAGACUCACGAUGCAGAUCGUCUGUUGAGACAAGAGUUACAGCAACGAGAUGAAUUUAUUAAAACAAGAUAUGACUCGAGUAUGAGAAACAAAUUUCAUCCCAUACUUCAAUCGUAUCGCAAUGAUGAAGAAUUAGAGAAGGUUGAAAGAGAAAAAGAAGAAAAUUUAAAAAGAGAUACUUUAUUGUACAAAUUAUCGAAGGAACCACAGACAAUCCAAAAGCUUAAUGAAGGAAAAGCAUACAACAUCAUUUCAAAAGAAAUUAUUGAUAGAAACAAGACAGAAGAGUUACAAUCAAGAAUUGAUAUUUAUGAACACAGACAACCCAUUGCUAAAGUAAAAUAUAACUAUGAAAAACAAUUAAAAGAAAAGGAUGCAUUUAUUGACAAGAGAACAGAAGAAAGAGCUCUCAAUUCAAAAACAAGCACUUUUGGGAAACGAGAAGCCUUAGGUGUCACAGAUUACAACAUUUUGAAUGGUGAGAAAAAGUCAUUCAUAUCCGAUUUAAAACCAGCACCUAUUUGGAAACAAAUUGAAAAGGACAUCUCGAAAAGUAGUACUACAAGCCCAAAAACAUAUCAAAUAAAAUUGAGAUAA
Messenger RNA from Naegleria lovaniensis, 1242 nucleotides. RefSeq lists its product as uncharacterized. The coding region runs from base 1 to 1242 and encodes 413 amino acids. The transcript is spliced from 2 exons. The record is from RefSeq and is a predicted model, not a curated record. Lineage: Eukaryota; Heterolobosea; Eutetramitea; Acrasida; Naegleriidae.